UCUUGACCUGGUGACUUGCACGGAUAUAUCGUCUGGUGAAUGUAACUUCAUGCAAUAAUUCUAAAACAGGAUUGCAACGAAUCUUUAUAAAUAGAAAAACACUGCAUCAACAAUGUCCACCAGGAUACUCUUUUCAACGAUAAGAAGAUGUCACUGGUUGAACAAGGGAUUUACAGCUGUCCCAGUGAGAUACUAUGGAGAUAUUCCAAAAAUAUAUCGCCCGUAUGGAAAAACAGGUGACGGAAAUUAUGGAUCAACCCUCGGAAAACAAAAUGUUGGAUACGUCGAACCAGUACGAGAACAGAUUCUCAGUUUGGCCAAAACAAUUCCUUUCACUGACAAGGACUCGGUCUUCAACAUUGCCGACUAUGGUGCAGCUGAUGGUUCUACUGCCAUGGGUAUUUUCGGUGAGUUGCUGGCAACUCUGAAAGAUCAUCAUGGUCCCAACACCCAGUUCCAGGUGAUCUAUGAAGACUUGGAAAUGAACGAUUUCAAUUCCCUCUUCAAACGUAUGUCAGGAAUCAUCCCUGAUCCGCCGUCCUACCUCCUGGAAAUGGACGAUGUCUAUUUUCUUGCUUCCGGGACAAACUUCUACAAGCAGUGUGUACCUUCAAACUCAAUGCAUUUCAUGAUGUCAAUGGCAUCUGUCCAUUGGCUGCCGAAGACUCCUAUCUUCAAAAACUCAAUUUACAAAGAUGUCAUGAGUAGUGCUGAGGAGACGACUGCGCUAAACAAGCAAGCCGAGUUGGACUGGGAGACCUUUUUACUGAGAAGAAGUAGAGAACUGAAACGGGGAGGCUUACUUGUCGUAGGUACCUGCGCUGAAUUUGAGGACAGAAACACUGGAGAAAAUAGAUACAUGCUGCAAUCGUUUGUAGGUCUACUGAACGAGGUAUGGAAAAAAUACAGUUUAACUGGUAAAAUCACCAAAGAUGAGUUCAUAAAUACAAAUUUGUCCAUCUGUCUUCCUAACAUGGUGCAGGUCAGAAAACCAUUCGAUGACAAAACGUCACCAGUUUCAAGGUCAGGAUUAAGUCUCUUGUCAGCUGAAGCUGCAGUGAACCCUGAUGUAUUUUACAACAAUUGGAGAGAGAAGAAAGACAAAGAAGGAAUUGAUGACAGGGAGGAGUUUGCCAGGAUGUACACAUCUGCUCAUAGGAACUGGGGCAACAGUACUUUCAUGAAUGGUCUCUCAGAUUCCCGAUCACUGGAGGAGAAGGAGCAGAUAGUUGAUGGGCUGUACGACGAGGUGAACAAACGUAUGUCCAGGAUGGACCCCGAAAAAUUCAAGGACGAUUUGAGAUUUAUAUAUCUCGUGAUCAGAAAAGAAUAAUAUUUCAAGAAGUUAUGUAACUGAUGCAUCCUCACAGGUAGCACAGUGGAUGCCACACAGGAGUAAUGAUGCCAUGUGACUAGGGCUGUGUUUUGGCAAAUAAAUAGUAUUGCACUAUAUUGCAAUUAAUAAUAUAAUAGUGAAUAUUUGCCAAGCGCCAGUGUACACCUACUGAUGCAUUCUCUCUGAUGCAUACCCAAUUCUGGUGACACUGAUUGUACAUUCAGAGUCUAUUUUCUACAUACUAAAAGCCCUAAUAAUAAAUGUUAUGGUUGUGAUAACAGAAAUUUCGAUUUCAGGUAUUUUCAUGGAAACCCAUGGGAUGUUUUAAAGUUUGCACUCCGGCCUUUAAUUCCAUCCUUGACUGUGAGUCUUUAUGAUUUUACGCCGCUGUUAGCAAUAUUCCAUUACAAUCGGCACUCCUCGACUUCACAAUCCAGUGAUCAAGAUCAUGAGCAUCAAUCGACGCAAUUGGGAUACGAUGACAUCUUUCAAGCACGUCAGAAGGCUGACCAAACAAUCCCGUUAGUCACCUCUUACGACAAGCCGGGUUACUGAAGAUCAAUUCUAACCCGGACCUUCACAGGUCUUAAUACCAUGAACAUGUAUCUACGUAACUACUGCGAUGACCUCAGCGUGAAUGACGACCAACACAAGGCGACUCUUAUAAUAAGUGAUCGAGUGAGUUUAGUUUUACGCCGCACUCAGCAAUAUCUGUUACAAUAACCUUGGUGCUUAAAAGAUUAAUUCUAACAAGAAUACAAAGAUACAAACAUUGGUCUGCUGUCUAUAAACAACCUGCGAACCAGUUUGUA
This is a messenger RNA of Haliotis rubra (blacklip abalone), 2148 nucleotides long. RefSeq names its product S-adenosyl-L-methionine:benzoic acid/salicylic acid carboxyl methyltransferase 3-like. The record is from RefSeq and is a predicted model, not a curated record. Gene Ontology annotation, biological process: methylation. The transcript has 2 exons. Gene Ontology annotation, molecular function: S-adenosylmethionine-dependent methyltransferase activity. NCBI's taxonomy places the organism in Eukaryota, Metazoa, Mollusca, Gastropoda, Lepetellida, Haliotidae. The coding region runs from base 113 to 1333 and encodes 406 amino acids.